Molecule: messenger RNA, 2271 nt
Organism: Tyto alba (common barn owl)
Lineage: Eukaryota; Metazoa; Chordata; Aves; Strigiformes; Tytonidae
Gene: TPGS2
Product: tubulin polyglutamylase complex subunit 2
Exons: 7
Coding region: 128-1000 (290 amino acids)
Biological process (GO): protein polyglutamylation
Source: RefSeq, a predicted model, not a curated record
GCUACAGGGUGAGAGGAAGGACAAAAGGAGUUAGGUCCCGUCGUUGUUUUCCCCCCCACCCCACCCCUACAUACACGCCCCCCCGUUGGCCUCGCCCUCGCUGUCGGUGAGGGGAGCCGGGCGGAGGAUGGAGGAGAAGCCCUCCGCCAGCAUCAAGCCCUACCUGGACAAACUCACCCUGGGGGUCACACGGAUACUGGAGACUUCUCCAGGAGUUGCUGAGGUGACGUUUGUGGAAAAGGAGCCAGCUGAACGCCACACAAUCAUUUCAUGGGAGCAAAAAAACUCCUGCGUAUUGCCAGAGGAUUUAAAGAACUUCUAUCUGAUGACAGAUGGCUUCCAGAUGACCUGGAGUGUGAAGACUGAUGAUACCCCAAUGCCCCUCGGCUCCAUGGUGAUUAAUAGCAUCUCAAAGCUAUGUCGGCUUGGAGGUUCCUCUAGGUACACUCUGCCUAAUGCACCAACUCUUGCUGACCUGGAAGAUGACACAGACGAAGAAGGUAAUGGAGACAAACCAGAAAAGCCACACUUUGAUUCUCGUAGUCUUAUCUUUGAAUUAGACCCAUGCAGUGGGAAUGGCAAAGUUUGUCUUGUUUAUAAGCACACUAAACCAGUUGUCUCCUCAGACACAGAGAUAUGGUUCCUGGACAGAGCUCUGUAUUGGCAUUUCCUCACCAAAACCUUCACAGCCUACUACCGCCUGCUCAUUACUCACCUGGGUCUCCCACAGUGGCAGUACGCCUUCACCAGCUAUGGGGUCAGCCCCCAGGCCAAGCAAUGGUUUAACAUGUAUAAACCCAUAACUAUCAACACGGCUCUCCUCUCUGAAGAAGCUGAUUCCUUUGUGAACAAGCUGGACCCCAAUAAGGUAUUUAAAAGCAAGAACAAAACUCCAGUGAUCAAAAAGAAACAACCCUCCCAGCCAACAGGAUCCCAAAAGAGUCAUACAAGCAUGACCUCCUCCAAGACAUCUUCACUAGCUGGGAAUUCAAGGAAGUGAGAACCCCAGAUCUGACCCUGGACAGCACUUGCAAUAAGCUUUGAUGUUCUCUGAUGUAGAGUCUCAGUGGUUCAGACCAAAUUCCUUGUGCAUGAAUAGAUGUGCCCAUGGAAGACACAUUGCAGCAUUUGCAUGAAAUAUAACCACAAUGUACUUUGACAUGGGGGGGAUGUAGUUCCUGGACACUGAGAAAAAAAAACUUGAGACAUUGAUUUUAUUCCCUUCUGCUACCUGAAGCAUGUACUUUUCAGAGGACAUGAAGAAUCCCUUGAUGUCACUGCUCUGUAGGGAAGCUUUUGUUCCUGUGCAGCUACAGCACUGAAAUGAAAGCAAAUGUAAGUCACCAUUAUUUUAAUAGACCCAUGCUGAAAUACAGCAUAUGAAGAUAUUUCUGCCAUCUCCUUUGAAAGAAACCUGUCCUGACCUUGCAUGCUAAGGGAGCUGCCUGGAACAAAGAAAUAUCUUCUGCUUAGUCAGAAUCAAAUUCCACACCUCCCUGUGCUCCUUCCAACAUCCGCUCUGCAACUCAUGAUGUAAAGGGACCAGGAGCUUCCAUGUCUGUGCACUGACCUAGUCGCUUGCUCUACAGCCCAGACCACUUUUAGGCCUUUGUGCCAUAUCUUUUUGGAUAGUGAUGUCUCUGUGAUGUCUUUCUCAGUAAGCCUGAAGGCAGGCAGAAGCUGCAAGAUUCUCCAGUGCCACUGCUUUCUCCUCUUGUGGGAGCUGCUGAGCCAGGGCAGGUCAGUGUUGUUAAGAGUAAGAGUCCCUUAAGCAAGGAGGACCCUUGGUUUGUCAUGCAGUCAUUUGCAAAGUUUGACCAUUCAAACAGCCUUUGUCACUUUUCAAUUGGGCAGGAUCUGACCAGGGGCCGAUGAGAUCCUACAGCCUUAGAAGCCCCUGAUGCUGUUUUCUAUACUGUAAGUUUUCAGGUUAGAACUGCACUUUAACCCAUUUACUGCUGGUUUUCAGUUACAUCUGAUUGUUUCCAUUACUUUUCUAUAACAUUCUGUCUUCUAGGUGUGCUGGAAACACAUGGUAGCACCCAUACAUUUUGUGCCUAAACUGGAAAAUCAAAGUCACAAUCUUCAAAUAAACAUUGAUUAUUUAAACAGCAUCAUCUUUUAUUUAUGAAACAUAAUUACAUAAGACAAGCCUACCUCACAGGGAUGUUGUGAGGCUUUCAUGAGUGUUUGUAUGGCAUUGAGAAAGAUGAAGCCACCCUGUAAGUGCUUAAUAGUAUUUUAAUAAAGAUUGUAAUAUUUUCUUCCAGA